AUGCAACUUGAACUUCAGGUAUCAAAUCUAAGUCGGGAGCUCGAGGAACUACGAAAGACCAAGACAACAUCCCGUAUUCAACAAACUGGUUAUGGUGAACUAAAGCUGGAACUAAUUCAAACAAAACGGGAACUAAACAGAGCCAAGGAAGCAUUGCAAGCAUUGAAAGCAGAUCGUAAACGUUUAAAAGCAGAAAAAUUGGAACUUCUUAAUCAGAUGAAACAACUCUAUGGUGCCUUGGAAGAAAAAGAGACAGAAUUGCGAGAAUUUAUACGGAAAUAUGAACAGCGUAUGGCAGAAAAUGAUGAAAGCAUCAAGAAAUUGGCAUCUGAAAAAGAAGAUGUGGAACGCGAGAAGUGGGAGAUUAUCAAACGGGCAAGAGAGGCUGCAGAAAGAUCAGUGUUGUUGCAAUCUAAGUUGGAUUCAAAAGAAAAACUUGUGCAAAAAAUGCAAUCAGAUUUGUCUGAGUUAAGAAAUCAGUUUGCUUCCAUAUGUCGGACACGAGCGAGUGUCACUUCAGACGUGUUUGAAAAGUCAACUUGUAUGGAUGAGAGCCAAUCUGCUGACGAGCUCCCUUCUUAUGAAACACCCCCUGUAUCAGCUAAAUCAACUGAAGACAAAAGCUUCAAAAUGACAAACAGUAGUCCAGCCUCAAUGACUGAGGGAGAUACAGGGUCAGGGUCCCCACUAAUGAGCCUCCUCAGCUCAAGCCAAGAAAUCCUUGAUAAUGAAGUAAAGCGGCAGAAGAAGAAGAAGAGUCUAGGAUCACUGACCAAAAUGUUUUCCAAACCCAGAAGUCGGCGUUCAAUGGCACUGGCCAGUGAGUCAGAAUUGGAGGAUUCUAACUCAAGUACACCUCGUGUAAGUCUUCUGAGCCCAGAAAACCACCAAGAAAAGUUACAGUUGGUUGAACAACUGAAGGGAGUCCACAUGUCCCAGUGGAAGGCCAACCAAGUGCUGGCCUGGCUUGAGGUUUACCUCUGCAUGCCAGGCUAUGGCCAAAUGUGCUGUGAUAACAUCAAAAGUGGCAAGGUUUUAUUGGGUUUGAGUGACUCAGAACUAAGUUCAGCUCUGGGAAUAACAAAUCCAAUGCACAGGAGAAAAUUAAGACUUGCAAUUGAAGAUCAGCGAGAUCUUUCAGAAAUUAAAUACCCAAAAGCUUCUGAACUGGAUCAAAAUUGGGUGUGUCAACGUUGGCUGAAUGAUAUCGGCUUGCCUCAGUAUAAAGGAACAUUUGAAACUCAGCUUGUGGAUGGACGCAUGUUGAACACAAUCUCUAAGAAAGACAUGGAGAAACAUUUCGCUAUUCAUCGAAAGUUUCACCAAGCUAGUAUUCUUCAUGCUGUGGAACUUCUAAAAGCUGUGGAUUUCGAUAAAGAAGCACUCAGUGAAAGACGAGCCAAAUGUGAGGAUCAAAACAUUGAUCCUCUUGUCUGGAGUACGCAACGGGUGAUCAAAUGGGUGAAGACAAUUGAUUUGAAAGAGUAUGCUGACAACUUGAAAGAAAGUGGUGUGCAUGGGGCCCUCAUUGUUCUAGAACCCCUAUUCAAUGCAGAUACACUGGCCACAGCUCUGGGUAUACCUCCAUCAAAGUCCUAUGUUCGCAGACAUCUAAUCACUGAGCUAGAUGCCUUAAUAAAACCUGCCAGAGCACUUUUGGAUACAACAGUCCAUUACAAGAAGAAGGCUAAUGGUGGGUCAUUAGGUCGAUCCUUCCCUCGAUCAUUCCGAACUAAUACCAGUGUAGAUGAUUUGACACCGAAAUCCAGGAUGAGUAUUAGAGGUUCAAUUGGUAAAGCAUUUGGUCGCAAAAACAGAAGUGGUUUUGACUCAAAAGAUAGCAGUGAUGCAGACACACCAACACACACAAAACAGAAUAUCUCCGAGCCAAUAGCUAUGCGUCAUCGGUCAUGUGACUUGGACUUUUCAUCUACUACUGUGUAA
Molecule: messenger RNA, 1944 nt
Organism: Acanthosepion pharaonis
Lineage: Eukaryota; Metazoa; Mollusca; Cephalopoda; Sepiida; Sepiidae
Source: the annotation of a GenBank genome assembly